AGUCGCUACAAUCACACACACACAAACGCACACACACUGAACAAUCAUCAGGAAAGCAAAUGCCAUCUACUACAUAGCGUGUAAAUCCAAGCAACUAAUAACAGUUGCCAUCAAUUAUUUAUCAGCCUGUCUUUUGGGAUGAUGGCGACGAUGAAGAAGCGCUGCUGAAGCUGCAUAAAGCCAGGUGGCGCUAUGACUAUAACUGAAUUUGGUCAUGGGUGUUUGUUCAGAACAGAACACCUAUCACACGUGUGAAGUCUGGGGAAGAUCGGACAUUACUUGCCUGAGUUACAGCAACUUCCUUUUUCACUACAUUAGUAGCAUGCUUUAGCACUUAGCUAAGUGUUGCUAGCAUGUAUUGCAGGUGGCGCUAUGACUAUAACUGAAUUUGGUCAUGGAUGUUUGUUCAGGACAGAACACCUAUCACAUGUGUGAAGUUUGGGGAAGAUCGGACAUUGCAUGCCUGAGUUACAGCAACUUCCUGUUUCACGGCGAAACAUCAAAUUUGUCAGGCCGCCAGAUGUGACCAGUGUCAUGGAAUAUAAUGAAAGACUUGCUCGUUUUCGUCAGGGUCAUGUCAACCCAUUUGACAGGAGAGAGAUCGACAGCAGCACUGAGGGGAAGGAUCCUCCAAAAGAUGAGGUAAGGUCGGAGAUCUUUUCCUCAGAAUCCAAAACUCAAAGUUCAGACCGACCAAUGGAUCUGGGCUUGGCUGAAGACCAUUUCUCUCGACCUGCGGGUUCAUUUGUGGCAUCCGAUGUAGAGCAGCUGAAACAGGCCAUAGCAGAGUGCAAGAGACUGAUCCUGGAACUGCCAGAACAUUCAGAGAAACAGAAGGACACAGUCAUCAAAUUGGUCCACCUUCGGCUCAAACUACAGGAAUUAAAGGACCCAGAGGAAGAUGAGCCGAACCUGCAGGUUCUGUUAGAGCAUCGAUUCUCAAAGGAGAAGAGCAAGAGUGUCAAACAGAUGUGUGACAAAUGUAGCACUAUCAUAUGGGGACUCAUUCAGACCUGGUACACCUGCACAGGUUGUUAUUACCGCUGUCAUAGCAAGUGUAUGCAUCUUAUCAACAAACCAUGUGUGAGGUCAAAGGUCAGCCAUCAGUCUGAGUAUGAACUCAGCAUCUGUCCUGAAGUUGGUUUAGACAAACAGGACUACAGAUGUGCUGAAUGUCGGACACCCAUCUCUCUACGGGGUGUUCCUAAUGAGGCACGGCAGUGUGAUUAUACAGGUCAGUAUUACUGCAGCAGCUGCCACUGGAACGACACAGCCAUUAUUCCGUCUAGAGUCAUACAUAACUGGGAGUUUGAGCCCCGUCAGGUGUGUCGUACAUCAAUGCGCUAUCUUGCUUUGAUGAUAACCAGGCCUGUGCUCAAACUGAAGGAAAUCAACCCUCUUCUCUUUAACUUUGUGGAGGAGCUGGUGGAAAUCAGAAAAUUACGUCAGGAUAUUUUGCUAAUGAAGCCAUAUUUCAUCACCUGUAAGGAGGCCAUGGAGGCCCGACUCCUGUUGCAUCUUCAAGAUCGUCAGCACUUUGUGGAGAAUGAUGACAUGUACAGCCUACAGGAUCUGAUUGACUUAUCCAGCGGGCGUCUCAGCUGUUCCCUUACUGAAAUUCACACAACUUUUGCCAAACAUAUUAAACUGGACUGUGAGAAAUGCCAGGCCAAAGGCUUCAUGUGUGAAUUGUGUAAAGAGGGUGACAUUCUCUUCCCAUUCGACAACCACACCUCCGUCUGUAAUGACUGUUUUGCUGUUUUCCACAGUCUGAAAAAAGAAGAGCAUAUAACAUUAAAACAACACAAGGGGAUUGUUACUAUGAUAACUCGACCACAUGUCCGCGCUGUGCAAGAAUGCUGGAACGGCAACAUGAGGAGUCCCAGAACCUGUAGAUGAACCUGACAGAUGGAUGAAUCGCAAAUACUGUCAAAGAUCUUCAGAGUCAGAACUUGUCUUAUAUUCAGUUUAUUUGUUCUUGAUGUUUUAACCAUGCUUCUGUUAGCUUCUGAACUGACAUUAAUGAAGUGUGAUCAGGAUAGAAGGAAAACCUCACAUUUUGAAUAUAUAAAUAUAGAACUUCUGGUUACUGUUAUAUAUCUUUAGUCCAAAGAGAAAUCUUUGACAAACUUUAAUAAUGGCAUGUUCCUCUUAAGAAUGUGACCGUGAGAUCAAUUUAAUUUCUUUCUAUAUGUAAUCCUGGGUAGCAUGCUUUUUAAGGGACCAGGAAAAAAUACUACAAGGCUACACUAUGUUCUGCUUUACAUUUAUAACCCCGUUAUACACUGUGGUUUAAUGCAGUAGAUAAUAUGCUGAUAAUUGAUUCUAUGAUAAUUAAUGAUAUAAAACAAAUGCUGUGCAACUAUUUCUGGUUUAAAUUAUUUCAAAAUGGAAUCUUCUGUAAUGCAGUUACCUGGUGUAAAAUUGUAUCCUAUUAAAUGACAUAAUGCUA
Molecule: messenger RNA, 2452 nt
Organism: Carassius gibelio (silver crucian carp)
Lineage: Eukaryota; Metazoa; Chordata; Actinopteri; Cypriniformes; Cyprinidae
Gene: def8
Product: differentially expressed in FDCP 8 homolog
Exons: 15
Coding region: 460-1899 (479 amino acids)
Source: RefSeq, a predicted model, not a curated record